Molecule: messenger RNA, 2593 nt
Organism: Esox lucius (northern pike)
Lineage: Eukaryota; Metazoa; Chordata; Actinopteri; Esociformes; Esocidae
Product: transcription factor Sox-8
Exons: 3
Coding region: 345-1703 (452 amino acids)
Biological process (GO): negative regulation of transcription by RNA polymerase II; morphogenesis of an epithelium; neural crest cell development
Cellular component (GO): nucleus
Molecular function (GO): RNA polymerase II cis-regulatory region sequence-specific DNA binding; DNA-binding transcription factor activity, RNA polymerase II-specific
Source: RefSeq, a predicted model, not a curated record
AGAGGAUGUAACACACAUUCUCUACUCAUUGGUUCAUAUUCACUACAAAUGUGAGGAGCCAAUGGAGCUGCGUGUGUAUAAACCAAUAAGGUACAAGGGGUGGAGUAAGAAUACAACCAUUCCAACAAAAUUAUCUUAGCACAACAAAACGUGUCUGUAUCAAACCAAGACUAGAGGUUGAGGACAUCAUCUUCAACACAACAGUAAGGGUAAUAGUUAAUAGCUAACAUCACGAGGAUUGCUUGUCCAUUUACAUUUGAUUGUUUCAUCACUCCGUGCGUAAAAUGCGCUUUUGGGGCAUUUCAAUUGAUAACUAGAGUAACAAAAUCAAGUUUGGACUAAAUAUGACGGAGGAAAAGAACAAGUCAUUCAACGACCAUCCAUGCAGUCCAAAUGGAACAGGUAGCUCAAUGUCGCAGGAUGACUCGGAUUCGGACGCCCCGUUCUCUCCAACUGGCUCGGAUGGACAGGCGCCCGGGCAUUCACCCGGCGACGAAAUUACACCAAAACUGGACACCAACGAGGAGGAUAACCGGUUUCCCGCGUGCAUCAGGGACGCAGUGUCUCAGGUGCUGAAAGGAUAUGACUGGUCGCUGGUACCAAUGCCCGCACGGGGAGACCGGUCUGUGAAAAACAAACCCCAUGUGAAGCGACCGAUGAACGCGUUCAUGGUUUGGGCGCAGGCAGCACGCAGGAAACUGGCGGACCAGUACCCCCAUCUCCACAACGCCGAGCUCAGCAAAACAUUAGGGAAGCUCUGGCGCCUUCUGUCUGAAACUGAAAAGAGGCCAUUUGUUGAAGAGGCAGAGAGACUAAGAGUUCAACAUAAGAGAGACUAUCCUGACUACAAGUACCAACCCCGGAGAAGGAAGAGCACCAAGCCAGUCCAGAGUGACUCUGACUCCAGUGCUGAUCUGGUCCACCUGCACCCGGGCCAGAUAUACAAGGCUGAACCUGGUCUGGCCAGACUGCCUUCCAUGGGGGAAGGGCAUCAACACCCAGAGAGGACGGGCCAUCCCCACGGUCCCCCCACACCCCCCACCACCCCCAAGGAAGAGAUGCUCCCAGGGGUGAAACAUGAGGGCCGGCGUCCCCUGGACGGUGGGCGACAGAACAUCGAUUUCAGCAACGUGGACAUCUCCGAGCUGAGCACCGACGUCAUCAGCAACAUGGAGGCCUUCGACGUCCACGAGUUUGACCAGUACCUACCUCUCAACGGGCACAGCGCCGCCCCCCCGCCUCCGGACCACGGAGGACCCAACACGCCGUCUGGGUCCCUCGGCCCCGCCCCCUACAUCCAGACACCUUGGAGUCCCAAAGGGGCGGGGCCGGCUCCCCUUCCCUCCUCCUCAUCCUCCAGUGACGGCGAUGCCGUUCACCACAGAGCGCAGAUCAAGACGGAGCAGCUGAGUCCCAGCCACUACAGCAGCCAGCCCUCCCACAGCUCCCCGCCAACCCCCCUCAGCCCCUCUUCCUCCUCCCUUCCCGGCUCCCAGUGUGAUUAUGCAGACUUCCAGAGCCCCAGCUACUACAGCGCCUACUCCAGCUACCCCGCUGCCCUUUAUCAGUACCCUUACUUCCACUCCUCCAGGCGCCCCUACGGCAGCCCGCUCGUCAACAACCUAGCCCUCCCGCCGCCCCACAGCCACAGCCCGACCGCAACCUGGGAGCAGCCGGUCUAUACCACACUCACCAGGCCGUAGACUUUGUAGUCUGUCUGCGGCGCCUGACAUGGCCUUCUUAUAGUCUGCGGGCUUCUUCAGCUUGUGCUCUGUUAGUAAGGCCAUGACACCAGGCUCAAGAUUGGACCCUAUCCAAGACCAAGUGCCUGCUGUUUUCUUGUCACGGUGGAACGAUUUUUCUCCUCCCCACAGUCGUGCCUGAGUCCUCCGUGAGGAAAAAUGUGGACUAGACUUCUAUUUGGACCAUGUGACAAACUUACUCAGCAUUCUGUAACUGCCUCCUCUGUUCCUUUAUAUUGUCCAAUGCUUUAUCUUAGAUUGAAGAAUUAUUACACCUUUUUAAAUGUCUGUAUUUAUGUUUUAUAAUAACAUAUAUUUUAUAUUGGAACGAAUAUUCCUGCUAACAAAUUUACUUAACCCAUCGUAAUUCAAUAUCUUAGCCACACUCCAGUGCAAGUUCCAUUCCUCUUCAGAAGUAGCAAAGAAUUUUCACUGAAGGAAACAGGUGUUUAAUUCUGUUACGUACAAGUCAAGAUUACUAGAUUUCAGGGCUGGAGAAAAUCGGUAAACCGAUCUACCAUACACUGUGAUGGACUGGACAGCUGGACUGAAGUCGUACGGCCACACUCUGCAUGUAGCACGGCCUGCUAAGCCCUCUUCAUCUUCUGCACUUGUCAACAUCUGAAGAAGACGUCCAUUCCAGCACACUCAUUCUGUAUGGAAGGAAGCUUAUUUUUCUCAAAAAUAUGAAAGACUUCCCAAUGGAUGUUGUCGGUUUUUGUUAUUUGAUGUUUAUACUUGAUAUGUCGUCUGGAUUAUUUGUAUGCCGGCCCUAUGAUAACCAGCGACUGAGGGUGCUUGAUUGCUUCAUAAAUGUAUUGUGUGGGACCACACACUCUAUUUUAUGUUCA